AUGACGACAUUAUCUAACAAUUUUGAAGAUCCAAUUCUAAAUAUAUUCAAAAGGUUUGAAAGUUUUGAGCAAGAUUUGUUACUGGUUGAGCAAAAGGUGAAGAAUGAACUCAGAUGUGUUUAUGACGUUGACGUUUUUGAUAUCGCAGAAUCUAUUGAUAAUACUAAAAGUAAAAUACGUAAACUCUUUGACUCGUUAAAUGAACUUUACACAUAUAAAAGUCAAUUGUUAUCACUGGUUAAAUCGCAAGUUUCAGUUUUCGAAUCGUUAGAACAAGUUGAGAGUGUAGAUAAAGUAAAUAAUAAGGAACAACUUGUCGAAUUAGCAAACAACAUUUUAAAAAUAUCGAAAGAAUACUUUGAUAUACCAGAUAAUCAAAGUGUGCCAAUAGAAUUCAAGAGAAAACAAACCAAGAAUGAAGAACCUGUGAAGGAAACAAUUGAAUUUACACCGAUUACCGAAGUAGAAUUCGAUAGCGUACCAGUAUUAGUUAAAAGAAGAGCAAAGUUGGAACAAGUGAAUGAGCUUUAUAAGUAUUUGCAUGAACACGCUGUAAAGAGAAAUAAAUGUGUUCCGGUGAAGAUUAACGAUAUUGAAAACGAAGGAAUAAAAGUACAUGGCCAAACAGGAAGUUCAAAAAUCGCAAUAUUACGUCAUUUAAAGAAGAUACAAGUGAUUAACAGGGAUAACACUAUUUUACUCUUAGAUUCUAGGUUUAAAAAUAAAAAAUCGCCAAAACAGAAUUAAUUUGUUUCAUUACUCUUUGUUUUACUUUUUGUUUAAGUUACACAUUUAUAACCACACAUCCGAGAUGUCGUUUUUUUACUUUAACAUUAAAAACCAUGUAAUUUAGUUUAAAU
Molecule: messenger RNA, 860 nt
Organism: Theileria parva strain Muguga
Lineage: Eukaryota; Apicomplexa; Aconoidasida; Piroplasmida; Theileriidae
Exons: 9
Coding region: 1-747 (248 amino acids)
Source: RefSeq, a predicted model, not a curated record